Sparassis crispa is the source of this 2517-nucleotide messenger RNA. RefSeq lists its product as hypothetical. The transcript has a single exon. NCBI's taxonomy places the organism in Eukaryota, Fungi, Basidiomycota, Agaricomycetes, Polyporales, Sparassidaceae. The record is from RefSeq and is a predicted model, not a curated record. Bases 1 to 2517 code for a protein of 838 amino acids.
AUGGCUGAUAAGCCCAAGCGGCGAGCGAGUUAUGGCAUCGAGUGCAAGCGCAGGCCAAGUGUCGCCACCACUGCAGACGGUGGCAAGCGCAGCAGAGGCGUGGUUCGGUCAACACGCACCACACCGAGGACGAGCACGUCGACAUCGACGAGCCCUGGACACUCAGCUAUGUACCCAUCGACAAGGACAUCGUCCCCAGCGACGACACCCCCGACAAACUCCAGUGCGUGGCCACACACUGGCGCGACGUCACCGCCCUCGAAUCCAAUGCAAUCCCGACUACGCCACCCAUCGGCCUCACUCAGCUGCCCCUCUCCACCCUGUCCCAUCCCUCAAUAUUCUCCCACACCAACCACACCAACCUCUCCGUCCGCCCGCUGUCUAACGCCGUUCAUGCAUCGCAAUCCAUCCCUUCCACGAACUUCAUCUCGCCCUUCACGUCCAUACGCCAAUCCGUUGAUGCUGCCUGGCGCCUUCCCAAUGCUGCUACAACCUGGAGGCUCACGUCCCAUUUUCCAUACUGACUCGCGCGGUCCACCGAGCGACCUCCCCCUGCCCAUGCCGCCCCAGCUGAAUUCGAGCCGUUCCUCACCAGGCCCCUUCCGCGGCGGCGGCCCGCCCACGCCCGUAGUACUCGAUGACAAUCGCGUACCAUCUCACACGCCGCUUGCGCCCAUGGACGUUGAUCGUAUCUCGCACCCCUCUCGCAAGCACUCCGCCUCGUACCCCCCGUCCUCGCGCGACAGCGGCCCGCGCGGUCCAGCAGGGCAGAGCCUCCUUUUGCAUCACCCCGUGCCUUCGCAGUCUCCCGUUGACGGGAUGCGCCAGUCCCGCCAUGAGCACGCGCGCCCGCUGCGGAUGCCUUCACCUUCCGCCUCCCCUCCGCCACAUGCACACCUUCGCGCACGCUCUCCACAGCACCUCCCACCCUUCAAGCGUGUCGUCGGUCCUGGUCAGACGCCCGGUCCCGUCUCGCGUCGCACCCCCCCUCUACCGUAUUCCCGCGACGAGCGCGAGUCAGGCUGGGACCGUCGCAUUGUCCCCAUCCCUAUUGACCACGCGGAGUGGGAGCGCGAGCGCCGUGGACACCCCCCGAGCGAGUACCCCGUGCACACCUCACCAGCGUACUACGCGUCCCGCCUGCAUUCGCCCCGUGGUCCCAGCCCCCGAAGCCCGCGUGAGCGAAGUCCGGACGUGUCCCCGCGUGCCGUGCAUCCCACGUACAGACCGUUCUGGGAGAAGCCGCCGACGUCGGGCCCGGGCGUGCCUCGCUUGCCACUCCACCCGCCGAUGGAUAUGCACGAGCCCAUGCGGAGGUACGAUUCGCGGUUCGACGCGCGUGAGACACCGAACCAGUACGAGCGUGAGAGGGGCAGGGAGCGUGAGCGCGAGAGAGAAAGGGAGUCGAUGGUUGUGCUCGACCCGCGGGACCCGCGGUACGUGCCCUCGCCCGAUGUGCGCGCACGCGGUCUUCCGCCGCCAGGGCACUGCGCGUACGAGAGCCCACAGAUUCCCCUGCAGACCGUCAGCGUCGGCCCCGCCGAACCCAAGGAGCGUAGACGGCGCACCGGGAAGGAGAGGGACGCCGAAUCAUCCGCAGGCUCCACCUCCGCGCCUGCAGCUGACCCCCCGCCAAAGGAGCGCAAACGUCGCGUGAAUGCGAUACGCGUCAAGGAGGAGCCGCAGCGCGGGGACAACCCCGCGGGCCCGCUGUCGUUCAAGUACCGCAAGACCGUCGGCAGCCCCGAGCCCGCGAGCGCUGGAUCGGGCAGAUCCGUGCAGCCGUCACCCACAGGCUCUGCGCACCUCCCUCCGGUACGUGUUGUGGACGAGGAUUACGACGAGGGUGUAGCGGAUGCGCUGAUGGGCCUGUCUCAGUAUCCACGCGCGUUCGGCCCCGGUCGUGCACCUGGCGCGUCGCCAAGAACGUCGAUCUCCUCACGCUCUCCCCCAGUCGGCACCAAGCGUCCCCUCAGUCCUGCGCUGACCGACGAGCACGCAGACAAACGUUCACGUGUGGGCAGCAUUAGCGGGCGGCCGACUUCGCACUCCAUCUCGUCCAACUCGAACGGCAACUCUGGCGGACGCCCGACGCCGACGCCCUCGAUGCGCACCUCGCCGAUCCCGUUCCAUCAACAGCCGUCGUCGCACUCGCCGGAGACGCGACAGACGCUCGACCGCCCCUCGUACCCGCCCUCACCGUCCCUUCCACCGUCACUCCCUAUGAUGCUCCCACCGCACCCGCGUCCGAUCGGCGCGGGUCUCUCGCACGCCCCACCGAUGACCCUACCACCGCUUGCACACCCGCCGGCGCCGGCGGUGGUCAGCCCCCAGCGUGACAGGGACGCGGAUGGGGACGAGCGCAUGCACUCGCGCUCAGCGUCGCCGCCACGGGGUGCGAAGCGUGACAUCGUGCCGCACGGCACUUCCGUGCCUGCGUCUGCUAGCGGGUCGCCCUCAGCGAAAGCCACUCCGUUGCCGGCGUCGAGCAAUGGGCGUGCGGGGCCCAUACCAUGA